AACAAUGCUUGGAAUUGAGGAGGCCAUGAAGCACAAAACAUCAAAAGUGGAUCUUGUCCAGCUGAUAAACAAGAAGGAUACCGACCUUAGGGUGAUUGCAUUGUUGGGGAAAGGUGCUGAUCUCAGGCAGACAUCGAUCAUCUGGACAGCUUAUGAGAAUGAAGAGGUCAAAAAAAAUUUUACAUGCCGAGCAUGGGUGAGGGUGAUGCAUCCUUUUAAUCCAGAAGACUUCAUUCAAAGUUUGGUGGAGCAGUUCCACACAUCAGGGCAAGAGUUGGCUGAUGAAUUCAAUGGAUAUGUCAAUGGAAAGAAGUUCUUGAUUGUGCUUAAUGACCUGUCAAGAAUUGAAGAGUGGAAUCGGGUUAAGAGGUGUUUUCCAAGCAAUAAUAAAGGGAGCCUCAUAAUAGUGUCCACAAGGCAAGGUGAAGUUGCAAGCUUAUGUGCAGGACAAGAAAGCACGGUAUCAGAGCUCAAGAAAUGUUCCUUUGAUCAAAAUCUUUAUGCAUUUUAUGAGAAGGGUUCUCAAGAUGGAACAGAUUUAACGAAGGCUGCCAGGUCAAGCUCAAGAAAUGCCAUCACCAAUGGUACAUACUAUUCUCAUUCUCAGGAUGCUGAAUGGAAUCGUUCAACCAGUAAGAGCUACAGUCGUGCCAUGACCAUGGCGAUUUCUCUAGAGGAAUCACAUAUUGUUGGUCGAGAUACAGAGAUAAAAAAGAUCAUCGAUCUAAUUUUGGAUAAAGCUGGCCAACAACUUAAGGUGAUCUUUGUGUGGGGAAUGGGUGGCCUGGGGAAAACUACACUGGCCAGAGAUGUCUAUCAGGAGAUCAGUGGCAAGUUUGAGAAGCGUGCAUGUGUCACUAUCAUGCGGCCUUUCAUUCUUGAGGAACUCUUUAAGAGCUUAGUUAUCCAACUAAAUGCAGAAACUUCUGAAAAGAAGAAUGUAGUAGGUUUGUUGGGUAGUACAAAGAUAACAUCACCACCGGCAAUUUCUCUUUCAGAGUUGACCAAGGAGUUGGCCAGGCUUAUAGAAGAAAAGAGUUCCUUGAUUGUUCUUGAUGAUGUGUCAUCUGUUGCAGAAUGGGACCUGAUAGUGCAAAGAUUCCCUAAAAUGGCAAAAGGAAGCCGGGUCCUAGUCACUACUAGGGAAGAGAAUAUUGCUAAGCUUUGUUCAGUGCAGAAGGAUUAUAUAUAUAAACUAGAAGCUCUGAAAAAAGAGCAUGCGCGGGACCUGUUCACGAAAAAGGUAUUUAAGGAGGCUGUAUAUCUGGAUGAGCAAUAUCCUGAGAUGGUUGAACAAGCUGAAUUGAUCCUUAAGAAGUGCCGUGGGCUUCCUCUUGCAAUAGUAACUAUAGGUGGGUUCUUGGCAAACCAACCAAAGACAGCUGUGGCGUGGAGGAGAUUGAAUGAGAAUAUUAGUGCUGAAUUGGAGACAAAUCAAGAGCUUGGGACCAUAUUAGCUGUCCUCACUAAAAGUUAUGAUGGUUUACCAUAUGAACUGAAAUCUUGUUUCCUGUAUCUUCCCAUCUUUCCUGAAGACUACAAGGUUAGCCGGCGACGUUUGGUGCGGAGGUGGACUGCGGAGGGUUACUCAAGGGAGGUGCGUGGCAAGUCCGCAGAGGCAAUAGCAGACAACUACUUCAUGGAUCUUAUAAGCAGGAGCAUGAUCUUGCCACACCAACAAUCAAUUCAUAGUAGAAAAGGAAUUGACGCCUGCCAUGUCCAUGAUCUCAUUCGUGAAAUUGGCGUCUCCAAGUCAAUUGAAGAAAAUCUUGUGUUUAGGCUGGAGGAAGGUUGUAGCCUGAACACCCAGCACACAGUACGUCACCUUGCAAUAAGCAGCAAUUGGGAGGGAAAUCAGAAUGAUCUCGAGAGCAUAGUAGAUAUGUCUCGCGUACGAUCAAUAACAGUUUUUGGAAAGUGGAAAUCAUUUUACAUUUCCGAUAAGAUAAGGUUACUACGGGUGCUAGACUUGGAAGGCACCUCAGGUGUAUUUGAUCAUCACCUUAAGGACAUUGUGAAGCUUCUUCACCUAAAAUACCUUUCUUUAGGCCUCGUUCGAGGAUGCACUCCUAUUUGUCACCUGCCAAAUUCUCUAGGAAACCUAAAACAACUUGAGACACUAGAUGUCAGAGGUACACAAAUAGUCAAGCUGCCUCAUAGCAUCAGAAAACUUCGGAAGCUAAACUAUCUUCGUGCUGGUAAGGAAACCAUAGAUGAGGACAUCUCAUAUGAACAAGUUGUAGAGGACUUACCCAUGGUGAUGAGGAACAGUCCAUGCCUUUUGACUGUCUCCUCGAUGAUACUCUGUGCACGUUGCAUUGCAGGCUCAGAUCCUAAUGGCAGCAACCAUCGUGACUUGUGCACUGCCUUUUGUUGUGUGGCCUUCCCCGUUGUUUCCAUGAAGCUGGACGCACAUGGCGUUGUGGUACCAAGAAGGGUGAGGAAACUGAAAGCCCUGCACACACUAGGUGUGGUGAACAUCUCACGGGGGAGGAUCAUUCUUCAGAACAUAAGGAAACUCAGUGGGCUGCGAAAGCUAGGAGUGACUGGCAUCAACAAGAGAAACGGUCAAGAGUUACGGUCGACGGUUGCUCAUCUCAGUCGCCUGGAGUCCUUGUCAUUGCGCUCAGAGGGGAUGCCUGGAUUAUCUGGCUGCUUGGAUGGCAUUUCCACUCCUCCAGAAAACCUGCAGAGCCUUAAGCUGUAUGGCAACCUGGUCAGUCUGCCUGAAUGGAUUCAAGGUCUCAGAAAUCUCGUGAAGCUGAAGCUACGCAACUCCAGGAUACUGGACCACAGUGCUGCCAUUCAGGUGCUUGGGAAGCUACCAAACCUGGCCAUCCUGUGUCUAUGGAUGAAGUCCUUCGAGGGUAAAGAGGUCACAUUUAGUUUCAAUCAGCACGCAUUCCCGAGCUUGGUGGUGCUGCACCUGGAUCGGCUAGAUGCCCUCAAAUUACUGGAUUUUUCGAUGGGAGCAGCACCUAAGUUUGAGGUACUGCAGCUUUCCGAAACUUACAUUCAAGGUUGUAAUGGGCUUCUAAACCUGCCAAGGCUCAAGGAAGUUGUGCUCAAGGGAGGAUACACGUCCGUGGACGGAUUGCGUGCGGAUCUUGUCGAGCAUCCAAACCGACCCGUUGUCAAGUUGAACUGAGCUUUAGCUGCAGAGUUGAUCCAUCUAGUUAAGUUGGUAUUGUUGUCUUACUAUUUGAAUGUGUGCGUCAUGUAUGUAUUGUUGUCUCCUGUUGGUGCAUGAAUCACGUAUGCAGCCAUUGUGGUAUUAUCUCGAUUAGGUGCAGACUAGGGUUGUAAGACCGAGAUUGCGGUAUCUCGAUAUUGAACUUGUCUCUGACCAUUGAUGGUAAUGAACUAAUGACACUACAUGUUUA
Molecule: messenger RNA, 3383 nt
Organism: Lolium rigidum
Lineage: Eukaryota; Viridiplantae; Streptophyta; Magnoliopsida; Poales; Poaceae
Product: disease resistance protein Roq1-like
Exons: 5
Coding region: 5-3148 (1047 amino acids)
Biological process (GO): defense response to other organism
Molecular function (GO): ADP binding
Source: RefSeq, a predicted model, not a curated record